Messenger RNA from Vigna unguiculata (cowpea), 623 nucleotides. Its product is annotated as Bifunctional inhibitor/lipid-transfer protein/seed storage 2S albumin superfamily protein. Gene Ontology annotation, molecular function: lipid binding. The record is from RefSeq and is a predicted model, not a curated record. Lineage: Eukaryota; Viridiplantae; Streptophyta; Magnoliopsida; Fabales; Fabaceae. Gene Ontology annotation, biological process: lipid transport.
CUUUAAGGAAGAGAAAGCCUUCCUUAGAAGCACAUUGUGAUGGAACUUUGUGUGGGAAGCAACAAGGCUUUAAGGAUAAUUGGGUUGGCGAUGUUGUUGUCCUGGGCUCCAAUUGUAUCUUCAUUUAUAGAAUGCUCCAUAAUUACUCAGCUUUUCUCAGCAUGCUCCUUGUUCAUCACCCAUGGCACCCCAGACCCCAUUCCAGGGUCCCCUUGUUGUGAUGCUAUGUCUGGAGUCAACAGUAUUGCUAACACCGCUGAUAAUAGGCAAUAUGUUUGUAGGUGCUUAAUGGAUCUCAUCGACAAUUUCAGUUCAAAUGCCUCAGCCAUAGGUAUCUUACCAGGCUUAUGUGGUAUCUCUUUCGGAUUCAAUAUUGAUCCUAAUGCAGACUGUAGUUUAUAACUUUAUACUUUUAUACCAUAUUUGCUGUAUAAUAAUCUACUUAGAGUUCAACUUUCAAUAAGAUAGAAGAGGGUCUUCAUCUACCACCAUUAAUAUUCACUCAACAUAUAUGAAGAUGUUCAUAGCCAUAGCCAUGUUAGUGACCCACACCACUAUGUCGGGUGGUGUGGUGGUUGUCGUUGGAUAUAUACUUGAAGCUAAGGUCGCUCCAAUGUUUUAUU